Messenger RNA from Mobula hypostoma (lesser devil ray), 3054 nucleotides. It is a transcript of the gene gpr12, whose product is annotated as G protein-coupled receptor 12. Gene Ontology annotation, cellular component: plasma membrane; cytoplasm. NCBI's taxonomy places the organism in Eukaryota, Metazoa, Chordata, Chondrichthyes, Myliobatiformes, Myliobatidae. The coding region runs from base 244 to 1227 and encodes 327 amino acids. The transcript has 2 exons. Gene Ontology annotation, biological process: regulation of metabolic process; adenylate cyclase-activating G protein-coupled receptor signaling pathway. The record is from RefSeq and is a predicted model, not a curated record. Gene Ontology annotation, molecular function: G protein-coupled receptor activity.
CUUCGGGUAGCAGCGCCGCGACCGACCUGCGGGCACGCACAGACGGCUUGAGCCCGGCUUCUUGCACCGGCCCACGCUCCGCUCCGCUCCGGCCCGGUCCGGCGGCCGGCGCGGGGGGGGGGGGGCGCGGUGAGACGGAGAGGAGGGGCGGGACAAAAGAGAUGCGAGGGGAGAUGGUGCAUUGAGAAGGAGCACAUGGAGGCUAUGCAUCAAGCAGCCGAGCGCUAGGCCGAAGGAAAGAUAAUGAACCCAGACUUGCAGAACACAUCCCGUGAACAUGGUCGCUGGCUGGCUCAGUCGUCCGAGAACACCUCCGCAGCGGGCGCCUCCGUGGUCCCGUUCCCGGACAGCGUGAAUCCCUGGGACAUCCUGCUCUGCACCUCGGGCACUGUCAUCUCCUGCGAGAACGCCGUGGUGGUGGUGACGAUCUUCCACAGCCCCAGCCUCCGAGCCCCCAUGUUCGUUCUGAUCGGGAGCCUGGCCGUGGCGGACCUGCUGGCUGGCGUCGGGCUGAUCGCCAACUUCGCCUUCGCUUACCUGCUGCGGUCAGAGGCAGUCAGGCUGGUGACGGUAGGGCUGGUGGUCGCCUCCUUCUCCGCUUCCAUCUGCAGUCUGAUGGCCAUCACCAUCGACCGCUACCUCUCGCUGUAUUAUGCAUUGACUUACAACUCGGAAAGGACGGUCACCUUCACCUACGUCAUGCUGGUUGUUCUCUGGGGGGUGUCCACCUGCCUGGGAUUUCUACCUGUGCUGGGCUGGAACUGCCUGCAAGAUCAAUCCACGUGCAGCGUCAUCAAGCCGCUCACCAAAAACAACGUGGCCGUGCUCUCCGUGUCCUUCCUGCUGAUGUUCGCGAUGAUGCUCCAGCUGUACAUCCAGAUCUGUAAGAUAGUGAUGAGGCACGCCCAUCAGAUCGCCCUGCAGCACCACUUCCUGGCCACGUCCCACUACGUGACCACCAGGAAGGGAGUUUCCACCUUGGCCAUCAUUCUGGGCACCUUCGCUGCUUGCUGGAUGCCUUUCACCGUUUACUGCUUGAUAGCGGAUUAUACCUACCCAUCCAUCUACACCUACGCUACUCUGCUGCCGGCCACCUAUAACUCCAUCAUUAACCCUGUCAUCUACGCCUUCCGAAACCAGGAGAUCCAGAAGGCGCUUUGGCUCAUAUGUUGCGGUUGUAUUCCCCCUAACAUCUUAUUACGAGCGCGUUCCCCCAGCGACGUAUAAUGAAUUGCUAAUGGAGCUGCUCACACUAACAGUAUGUUUCUCAGGCAGUUCCUUGUUGCUGUCAAAUCGCCGCAUUUUAUUUAUCUUCAACUCUUCUUAAAACAUUCAUCUUCAGGUUUGUUCUCCAGGGCUGGUGAGUUUCCUACGAGCUAUCUUAGGACGGGAGCCGACGUCGAUCACUUUCCCUUCCACUGUCACUUCCCGCCCAACUUUCGGGGUUAAAACACAACGUAUUAUCGCGGCUACCGGUUUUAUCUUGCUGAUGUGUAAUGUAUAAAUAUUUUAUGGUGUUUAAAUUAUUAGAAGAUGGUUGUCUCCAUUUCUAAACUAUGGAACUAUUUAAGUUAUUUCAUUUUCUAUACCUAGAGCAAUACUGUAACAUGUAACUACAUAUAUAUUUGCCAGGACUUUCAACACUUCGAUGUUUUCAAUGUGAAAGAUCUAUAAUUGGUUCCUUAGAUGAUGUAUUGUACUUUCAAUAAACAAAAGUUAAGAGACCGAAUCAUAUCUAAUAUGCGGUAGUCUUAAUAUGUGAACAGCAGAUCUUAGAUUUUAACUUUGUUUUCCUGUUCCUUUGGAUGUAGAUUUAAAAAAACUUAUUGUUAGCAUUAUUAACUGAAGUUUUGUGGAGGAUGGGGGUGGUAGAAGAGUGAAAGCGCAUUUUAAAAAUAACCAACCCGAAAUGGUCUCGUUACUGGCCUAAUUGUUGCUCGCAAUCACAAUACUGUACUGCUUUUGAUCCCAUGCCCUUUCUCACUUUAAUAUUAGCUUCUACUUUGUUAGAAAUCCCUGGGCUUUUAAGCUAUUAUUUAACAAUAUUUUAUGCUCUGGGCCAGAGUCAUUAUAAAACAGAAAUAUUUUAACAGAAACAAAGGUAUUGUGAAUGUUUUUUUUACUUUAUUUGUAUCUGAACAAACUUCCUAUUUCAUAUUUAACUCAGCACAAUGAAAUUGAAAUUAAAACCCUCCGGAAUGAAUCAAGAAAACAGUUUCCUUGAAUAAACUGCAGCCAAUAAAAGGGACCAUGCAUAUAAUAUGUAGCAAAAUUAAUAUUUUCAAUCUGUAAGACACAGGAGCAGAAUUGACCACUUGGCCAUCAAGUCUGCUCUGCCAUUUGAUCCAUGGCUGAUUUAUUUUCCCUCGCAACCUCAUUCUUCUGCCUUCUCCCCGUAACCUUCGAUGCCCUGACUAAUCAAGAACCUGUCAACCUCUGCUUUAACUAUACGCAAUGACUUGGCCUCCAUAGAAGUAUUCACAGAAAUGUUCAUAAUCUGCAGAAAUAUUUAUUAUUAACUCACUUUUUUGCACUUUAUUUCACUGGAGACAGUGAUUUCUUACAUGGAGACAGGUACUAAGUCAAUGCCACUUGAUUAGUCCAUGUUAUUUACACCCUGCUAUAUAGAUUUUCCUUUAUUGACCAACUGAACAUUGCCAGCAAGAAUCUAAAAUGAUAGAUUGGUAAAUGAUUGGUAAAUUACUUUUUAUAGUAAGUACUGUAGUCUGAGGUUGUAAGUAGUGUUUGUAAGUAUAUAAAAUAGUCUAAUAUCUAAUGCCAGGUGUGAGAGGAGGUUUGCUGUUGUCUGUUUAUAGCUGUCAAAAUGCAACUGAACAAUAAAUGUAAAAGCACCAUGUUAUGUGGAAAUGUGUUUUUUUAUAUAUUCAUAGUGAAAUGCACUUUAUUUUAGCAAAAAAGGCACAAUCAUGUCAUAUAGGAAGGGAAACAGCACUGGUUCUUGUUGCAUUCUCCUUUUAUCAUUUGAAUGAAAAUAAUUUUCAUUGUAAAUUGUUAUUAAUUUUCUAUGCAUAAAAUGUGAUUAAAUAAAGUCAU